Aspergillus clavatus NRRL 1 is the source of this 555-nucleotide messenger RNA. RefSeq lists its product as uncharacterized. The coding region runs from base 1 to 555 and encodes 184 amino acids. The transcript has a single exon. NCBI's taxonomy places the organism in Eukaryota, Fungi, Ascomycota, Eurotiomycetes, Eurotiales, Aspergillaceae. The record is from RefSeq and is a predicted model, not a curated record.
AUGAAAACUCAGCGCACUGCUGGCCCCAUCGAACUCAACCAGAACAAUAUCAUCCGCCCACUCUCCCAUACAACCACCUCCUCCUCAUCCAACUCCUCCCAGAGCGACAGCACAUUCGAGGCUCCAUCCAAGUCCUCUCACAGACUGUCCUUGAACGCCAGUAAAAGAGUGUUCCGCCCUCGCUCCAAGUCCCCCUCGCCAAUCAGCACCGAGCUGCCAGUCAACCGUACCCGUCGCUCCACAUCCGACGGCUAUAACAAGAGCAGCCCAAGAACGGUGCCUGCAAGAACCCACAACCCAUUCCCCCAGCACUCCACAAGCCCUACCGCAAUGUCGCCCACCGAAACAAUCAGUCAGCCCUCUGCUGGCCACCACAAGCGCGACAACUCCUACAGCUCGCAGAACAGAAGGAGCAGUGACGAUUUCCGCCGCUACAAUGGAACAGUGAACCACUAUGGCCGCCACUCGAACGACUGGCUGUUUGGUGGGUUCAGUCUCCGCGACACUGUCCGCGACAGCGUUGAUCGUCUGCGCCACCACGGCAAGGAGAGCUGA